Molecule: messenger RNA, 1880 nt
Organism: Copidosoma floridanum
Lineage: Eukaryota; Metazoa; Arthropoda; Insecta; Hymenoptera; Encyrtidae
Product: SPRY domain-containing protein 7
Molecular function (GO): protein binding
Source: RefSeq, a predicted model, not a curated record
CCUAAUGCCCUAUGUCCUUUUGUAUACUUACGUAAAUAUAUAGUGCAUAUUCAGUUAAUGAUUAAAAAUAUAUUUUUAUUUUUUACGGGACAAAAUAAUAAGUGUUGAUCAAGUAGUUUGUGGUACCAUAAUAGUUGAAAGUUACACGUAUUUGACAGCCUAAUCACAGAAUCCAUACAAUUUCGGAGUGUGGUUAUGAUGAAUCAAGAAGCAAGUGUCAAAACAACUCCAUAACACAAUGUUUACCUGCUUUAGUAAUUGUUUCGAUAAGUUAGGCAUAAUUAAAAUUGAAAAUGAGCCGCAAAAUGAAGAAAACAGUAUUGCUCUUGACAUUAAUUAUGCAGGCCAAGAGGUUGUCAUAGUGAAAAAUCGCAGUAGAAUCUGUGGACGUGGGGGAGUGUUAGGAAAUGCACCUUUGGUACAAAGCAAAAGUUAUUUCGAAGUGAAAAUACAACAGGAUGGCAUUUGGGGGAUUGGUAUUGCCACCAAGCUAACAAAUCUUAACACAGCUGUAGGUGGAACAGAUAACGAGAGCUGGGCUCUUAAUUCUGAUGGUGUGAUACGGCAUAAUAAACAAGAGUUGCAUAAAAUACAGAGUAAAGCACAAGAAGGAGAUAUUAUUGGUGUUUCUUACAACCAUGUGGAAUUGAAUUUCUAUUUAAAUGGAAAGUCUUUAGAAGUUCCGGUUAUGGGAAUCAAGGGUGCUACUUAUCCUGUCCUUUAUGUUGAUGAUGGAGCUAUUUUAGACUUUAUUGUAGAUAAUUUCUUAUUCAGUCCACCAAUAGGCUUUGAAAACAUAAUGCUUGAGCAAUCGUUACUUUAAAACAAAUACUUUUAUUUUCACAUGCAUUCCUUCCAAUCAUUGAUACAUUUACAUUAUGUGUCAAACAUUCAUUUAUUUAUUUAUUUAUUUGUAUUUAUCAUAUAAUGAAGCACUUGAGAUAGUGAUCUCAAUGAUUGAACCAUUAAAUGUAACAAGAGCAUUUAUUAGUGAACGUACUGUUAAAGAACUUUUGCUUUCAAUGUUGAUUAAUGCUUCAAUUUUUUAAUGACGAAAGUAAGUAAAUUAAAUGUAUAAACAUUCAAGUUUAGUUAUCGUAUUGUAAUACUAUAAGAAAAUGUUGGUACAGAAAAUACGUAUAUACAUAUGUAUAUUAUAUAUUUAUUGAUACAACAUAUAACUCUGUUUAAAUGUUAUUAGCUAUUUUUAUUGUAAUGAUAAAUGGAUUUCAAAAACUUGACACGUACUUCAAAAACCAAACACGUGAGAAUUCUCAUGAUUUAUUAGAAGAUUCACAUAAUAUAAGGACAGCUUUUUAAUAAGCUGCAUUACAACUUUUUUAUUUUUAUAGUAUUAAUAUACUGAAAUCUUAAACACAUUGGUGUGUAUAUUUUUUUUUAUCGCUAAUAUUUUGAUACUUGAUACAAUAUUUACAGUGUUUUUUGCUUCAUUAGGCAUACGUCAUGAAUUCGUUGACAAAUUUUAACUUACCAAUAUUCAUUAUCUAAUGGACAGUAACAUAUUCUAAAUUAGAGUAUAACACCCUGUUGAAAACAAAAUUUUUUAUUUUAUGAAAUAAUUUUUACUGGCGAUUUUAAGAAAUAAAUAACUUGCUUUUCAAGUCCACUAAAAAUCUCCCAACUUAUUUAUUAAUAAUUGAUUCAAAAGUCGUGUUAUGUCUUUGCGAAUCUAAAAUUCACUUAUGGCACUGUUGUAUUGUGAAAAAUGCUCUAAUAUUCUCAUGUAUUUUCACUAGUGAAUAAAAUAUUGCCAAUUGCAAGACAAACUAUACAAAUUUUUAAUCUUACUUUCUAUGUCCUUAAGCAAACUGUGGUAACUUAUGAAAAUAAAAAUAAUAAAUUCUAUAUAAAAAUUGUAA